Messenger RNA from Suillus subaureus, 1135 nucleotides. RefSeq names its product NADP-dependent oxidoreductase domain-containing protein. Gene Ontology annotation, molecular function: oxidoreductase activity, acting on NAD(P)H as acceptor; aldose reductase (NADPH) activity. The transcript is spliced from 9 exons. The coding region runs from base 83 to 985 and encodes 300 amino acids. Lineage: Eukaryota; Fungi; Basidiomycota; Agaricomycetes; Boletales; Suillaceae. Gene Ontology annotation, cellular component: cytosol. The record is from RefSeq and is a predicted model, not a curated record.
GUCAACGGGGACAAGGCUUGUCCCAGCACCUUCUAGACAAACGAUUUACAUCCCGCAAGGUUAGUCGACAAGCACGUCAAUAAUGCCUUGGGACUUGAUCCCCUUGAACUCCGGUGCUGGACAGUGGCCAAUAGAUCAGCUCACACAGGCCUUCGAUACAGGAUUCUAUCAUAUUGAUACCGCUCAGCUUUACAGGAAUGAGGCCGAGGUUGGCAUCGCCAUCGGUCAACUUGGGCUAGAGCGUUCCGACGUAUUCAUCACAACCAAAUUUUCUGGCCUCAAUGGACUCGAUAUUCCGACUUCAAUUCGAAAUAGUUUGGAAUACUUGAACACUUCUUAUGUCGAUCUGUACCUCAUUCAUAACCCGGAUCUAGCUGUGCCAGACAUACCAACUGUUUGGGCUCAAAUGGAGAAAGUCCAAGAAGCAGGUCUCGCUAGGAGCAUUGGCGUGAGCAAUUUCAAUGAGAAGCAGCUAGAGAUUCUGCUGUCGUCCGCCAAGAUCAAGCCAGCUGCUAAUCAAAUUUACCUACAUCCUUACAAUCAUCAGCAACAGUCUCCGACUCUGGAGUACGCCGCCAAAUAUGACAUCGUAAUCGAGGCAUACGGUGCUUUGACGCCUGUCACAGGCGAACCAGGAGGUCCAGUGGAUGCCCCUUUAAACGAAAUCGCUACGAGGCUCGGAGCCACCGCUGAUCAAGUGCUCCUCGCAUGGAUCAAGGCAAAAGGUGCAGCCGUGGUGAUCACCAGCUCUAAAAAAGCGCGUCUUCUAAGUUACCUCUCCGCUGGAGAUUUUGAACUAUCUGCAGAGGACGUCAAGACGAUUGAUACUGUGGGCGCUAUCGGAGAGAAAGGAAUCACGGUCAGACAUGGGCUGCGUAAACUCGGGGUGGGCGUUUUGUUUGGGAUCCUGAUCUUGGUUGCCUGCAGCUAUUUCAAAGGUCGAAACAAGCGGAGCAACGUUGCAAAGGUGCUGGAGAGAAUUUGACCGUCAUGUAGGCUACGCGCUCGAUGAAACACCAUGUAAGAUUACCCUCACUAGUAUGUCUUCUUCUCCCAUACGUUGAAGGCUAGCCCUCGGCAUUUAGCAUCGCGAGCGAUCAUUGUAUGAACCUCUGAGGCCUAAGGGUCUUGUAGA